GUGAAAUUAAGGCUGAUGCAAAUUGUAAAGAGGAAUUUCCCUGGUUCUAUAAAAAGGUCAUGUCACCCAAUAAAUAGAGCUGGGAAGCAGAAAGAACUUCAUCUUCCUGAUUGUCUGGUCCAGAUCACCCUCAUCAUAAUGGUGUUUUUAAACCUCUCAACGGAGCUGCUCAUCCUCCUCUCUGUGCGCUCCUGGCUGGUGCACGGCGCCACCUCCACGCUGACCUACAAAGUCACCGACCCGAUCACCGGAAACCCUCUGCAGUGUGACCGCUGCCCGCCGGGAACAUUUCUGCGCGCCAGCUGCUCCUCCAUCAAAAAGAGCGAGUGCGCUCCGUGUCCACAGGGCUCCUUCACGGAGCUCUGGAACUACAUCGGGAGAUGUUUACGCUGCGAAGUCUGCGGGCGGAACCAGGUGGUUAAGAAGGAGUGCACCGCAAACAGCGAUUGUCAGUGCGAGUGUAAACAGGGUUACUUCUACCAUCAGGACUACGACAUGUGCGUCCGACACAGCGAGUGUCCCUCUGGGCAGGGAGUGCUCACCAAAGGUACACCAGAGAGAGACACAGUGUGCGGUAUCUGCUCUGUUGGCACCUUCUCUGAUAUUUCCUCCACUGAUCAAAACUGCACACAGCACAAGAGCUGCAGCGACGCAGGGCUGCAGUUGGUGCUGAAAGGCGCCGUCUGGCAUGACAGUGUGUGUGCAAACUGCAGAGACCUGAAAGACGGAGCUGAAUAUCUCAAAGAAAUUGUCCCCGCCUUCUUCAUUCAUCACAAAAUAAAAAUCAAACGGCUGCGUCAAAUGGUGAACAAGCUUCCAUCUGGCGACGUCAGAAAGCAGGAAGAAACUUUGCAGCUCAGCUUCUCAGAGCUUCACUCACGCAUCAGCAGCUGGGUUUCAUCUGCAACUCCAGUGCAGAUCCGGCAGCUUCCAGUGAUUCUGAUUAAACUGAGAGCUUCUCACGCAGGAGAAAAACUACAAAAGAAGCUGAAUGGAAUUGACAAAAAUCUAUUAAAGCUGUGCCAUAUAGGAAAUGAUAGGGAGGUAGAUUUAAAUGAAACUUUGGCUUAAUUUAAAUCUACUGUAUUUUUUUUCCUCUAUUUUUCACAGGCUGCUUUGUUAUGCUCAGACUUGAUUUUUUGUGUCAUAUCAACAUGCGGUCUUAUUUCUGUUUUUGCAGGUUUUUACACUUUAUGCCAAGUUAAAGGAAAACUGGAGCUUUUAAUUUAGUUUUAGGAGGUAGAAUUUGCACUGCGGGGAUCUAAUAGAUGUUAAAGGGGCAGUAUUAUGUAAAUGUUCUUCCCUCAUCAAAACCAGAGAAUACAUAAUGCUGCCCCUUUAAAUUCAUAGUGUAAAUGUUGAAAAGCUUCAGUCUACAUUUAUCUACCUCCCCUAUUUAUUUCUCCUGAAGACAGAUUGAGCGCUUUUCACUUUUACUUACUGUAUUGCAAAACUUGUAUUUCAAAAGUAUUACUUAGGUAUGUCUUGUGUUGAAAUUGUCAAAAGAGAGAUAUUAAUUUAUUUGAAGAAAUAUGCAAAGUUUUUUUAUUUUAUACACAUAGAAUUAUUGUUUUUAAUAUGUAAUACUGCUGCAUACAUUGCUCAAAUAAAAACAAAACACAUAUAA
Molecule: messenger RNA, 1627 nt
Organism: Xiphophorus hellerii (green swordtail)
Lineage: Eukaryota; Metazoa; Chordata; Actinopteri; Cyprinodontiformes; Poeciliidae
Gene: tnfrsf11b
Product: tumor necrosis factor receptor superfamily, member 11b
Exons: 4
Coding region: 16-1071 (351 amino acids)
Molecular function (GO): protein binding
Source: RefSeq, a predicted model, not a curated record